Messenger RNA from Parathielavia appendiculata, 204 nucleotides. RefSeq names its product CCAAT-binding transcription factor, subunit B. Gene Ontology annotation, cellular component: CCAAT-binding factor complex. Gene Ontology annotation, biological process: regulation of transcription by RNA polymerase II. The transcript has a single exon. Gene Ontology annotation, molecular function: DNA-binding transcription factor activity, RNA polymerase II-specific. NCBI's taxonomy places the organism in Eukaryota, Fungi, Ascomycota, Sordariomycetes, Sordariales, Chaetomiaceae. The annotation marks the transcript as partial. The record is from RefSeq and is a predicted model, not a curated record.
CCAACCAGGGUGAUGGAAGAGCCAACGUUUUACGUCAAUAAAAAGCAAUUUCAUCGCAUUGUCAAGAGGAGAGCCUAUCGAAAAAGAUUUGGAUUACCAGCGCAACGAGAGCGGUCCAAGUCCUACGUCCACGAGUCGAGACACAAGCAUGCCAUAAGCAGACCGAGAGGCCCUAAAGGACGCUUUCUAGAAGCCGAAGAGUUU